Molecule: messenger RNA, 1058 nt
Organism: Megachile rotundata (alfalfa leafcutting bee)
Lineage: Eukaryota; Metazoa; Arthropoda; Insecta; Hymenoptera; Megachilidae
Product: sin3 histone deacetylase corepressor complex component SDS3
Source: RefSeq, a predicted model, not a curated record
CGUUGCACGUCCUAAAAGUCAAAUUUAAAAAGUUCCGGCAGUAAACAGUGUUAACCUAUAUCUAUUGUAUUAAGAUUCACCGUUUUCGACCAUGUAUGGUCAAGAUGAUUAUGACAUCGAUGAGGAUAAUGAUGAGUACUUGGAAGAUGAUCGAGAUGCUGAAGAGCAAGAUGAAAGUGAUGAAGAUACAGAGGAGGCAAGUGAGACAGAUCUUGGUAAAUCAGAGGAAUAUACAGAGAUAAAAGAACAGGUUUAUCAGGACAAGUUAGCCAGUUUGAAGAAACAGUUACAACAAUUGAAAGAUGGUACUCAUCCUGAAUAUAAUCGGAAAUUGAAACGUUUAGAAGCUCAAUACAAAGAAAGAUUACGACUGAACAUAAUUUACCGUGAUUAUUUAACAGAAUGGGUAGAAAGAGAUUAUAUAUUGGAAAAGAAAGCAGCUGUCAAGGAAUUUGAGGAAAAAAAAAUUGAUCUCAAAGAAAACUUGUUAACUGAUAUGGAAGAGAAAAGAAAAAUGAUAGAAUCUGAUCGACAUACAAUGGAACUCACUGGUGACUCAAUGGAGGUAAAGCCUGUAAUGACAAGAAAAUUACGGAGGCGUCCUAAUGAUCCUGUACCUGAGAAAGUAGAAAAACGUAGAAAACCACCUCCAGCACAGUUGAAUUAUUUAUUAGAUGAAAAAGAAAUUGAAAGUGAUCUUAAAGCUAUUAGUCGUGGUAAAGUACUGACCACUGUUCGAAAACCAGCAGUACUACCGCAUUAUAAUGCAGUAAAUAUACCCUCUCAACAUAUUCCUCCACCUUCUGACACAGCUAUAAUAGAAACUAGGAUAGAGGAUGGUAAACUGUUACACGAAAGACGAUGGUUUCAUCGUGGACAGCCAGUAUAUGUAGAAGGAAAAGAUUUAACAAGAUUUGCCGCAAAUAUCUCGGCAAUCGGAACCGAAGCUAUCUGGGUGAAGAAAGUUUCAGAUGGAAGUAAAGUACGAAUAUACAUCUCCCAGUUAAGUCGAGGGAAAAUUUCGAUCAAGAGAAGAGCAUCCUAAUGAUUGUAUAUAU